This is a messenger RNA of Leptopilina heterotoma, 1756 nucleotides long. RefSeq names its product dipeptidase 1-like. The coding region runs from base 429 to 1709 and encodes 426 amino acids. Gene Ontology annotation, biological process: proteolysis. The record is from RefSeq and is a predicted model, not a curated record. Gene Ontology annotation, molecular function: metallodipeptidase activity. The transcript has 8 exons. NCBI's taxonomy places the organism in Eukaryota, Metazoa, Arthropoda, Insecta, Hymenoptera, Figitidae.
UAAUAACAUAAAAAUUUACUAAUUAAACACUUUUUUAUAAUUUAUCAACUUCAUAAUCCAGGAAAUUAAAGAAAGUGAACCAAACUGAAACAACAAUUUCAUUCACUUGAUUAUUAAAAAAAAAAACUUUAAUAAUGAAAAAACUAAAAGAAAAAAUAAAUCCUGUUUAAAAAAAAUUUAUAAAUACCAAAUAUAAAAUGUUCAAUAAUUGCUAGUAUUGAUAAAUACCGAAUGAUGUGAACCCAAAAAAAAAUUCAAUCUCAUAAAAGAAAAGUGAUUAAAAAAAAAAUUUAAUUAAAAGUGUGAAAUUAAUUAAUAUCGAUUGCAAAAGGAAAAAUGGUUGAUCUAAUGGCAGGUGGUUGAUUUAUUUUGGAAAAUAUACACAAACGUCAUCCUGUAUAGUUAGGGGACGAUGUGAGGCUUCGAUCAUGAAGGGUGGUGGGCACAACAGAGUGUGGACAGCGACCUUGAUAACUCUAACACUUGGAAGCUGGAUAGGCAAAGUUGGUCCACGACCGGCAGACGGAGAAAUUGCAUCCCUAACGUCAACAAGAGAACGUCUGGAAACAGUUAGACAGGUGUUGUCCGAAGUUCCAUUAAUCGAUGGCCAUAAUGACCUACCUUGGAAUAUCAGGAAUUUCCUACACAAUCAACUCGCGAAUUUCGAUUUUGAUAAGGACCUACGACAGGUGGCACCAUGGAGCAAAAGUGCCUGGAGUCAGACUGAUCUCCUCAGACUCAGACAAGGAAUGGUUGGCGGACAGUUUUGGGCCGCUUACGUGCCAUGUGACUCACAGCAUCUCAAUGCCGUGCAGAUGACUUUGGAGCAAGUGGACCUCAUCAAGAGGCUCAUAGAGAAAUACUCUCAGCAUAUGCAAUUCGCUGCAUCCUAUAAAGAAAUCCUGGAAGCCCACAACAGGGGUAGGAUAGCAUCUUUAAUUGGGGUGGAGGGCGGUCAUAGUCUAGGAAGUAGUCUAGCAGUUCUAAGGACACUGUACCAAUUAGGAGUACGUUAUCUAACUCUCACGCAUACCUGCAACACUCCAUGGGCAAAAAGUUCGACGGUCGAACAGAAUGAGCAAAUUGACGGAGGACUGACCUCAUUCGGAAAGGCUGUUAUUCGAGAAAUGAAUAGGUUGGGGAUGCUGAUAGAUUUGAGCCAUACUGCAAGGGCAACUAUGAGGGAUGCUUUAAGAGCGAGCAAAGCACCUCUCAUAUUCUCACAUUCUUCGGCCUUUGCUAUUUGCAACUCAUCGAGGAAUGUGCCUGACGACAUUCUCAAGCAGCUGGCUGCUAACAAGGGUCUGGUGAUGGUCACAUUUUACAACUACUUCGUUAAAUGUGGUGCUGAAGCUAGCGUGACUGACGUUGCAGAACACAUUUAUCACAUUAGGAAUUUAAUUGGAGUGGACCACAUUGGAGUUGGAGGAGACUUCGAUGGCAUUAACAAGACACCCCGUGGUCUCGAGGACGUUUCCAGAUAUCCAGAAUUGUUUGCGGAACUUCUUCGUAGCGGCAAGUGGACGGUGCUCGAUCUAAAAAAAGUUGCCGGAUUAAAUCUCCUGAGAGUAUUACGACAGGUUGAAAGGGUCAGGGACGAUAUGAGAACAGCUGGUGAACUGCCAUCGGAAGAUUUACUUGAUUCGCCGGACACAUCAGGAAGUUGUGCUUUGAACAUAAAUGAAGUGCAAAGAGUCAUGGAAGUCUGAAUAUAUUUCUCCGAAACCGGAAUACUCGAGAGUCCAGAAAGAAGAAA